Molecule: messenger RNA, 816 nt
Organism: Plasmodium yoelii
Lineage: Eukaryota; Apicomplexa; Aconoidasida; Haemosporida; Plasmodiidae
Product: conserved protein, unknown function
Exons: 4
Coding region: 1-816 (271 amino acids)
Biological process (GO): regulation of cilium movement
Source: RefSeq, a predicted model, not a curated record
AUGGUUCUAAUAUAUGUGAAAAUGUCCGAAGAAAGCCACAGCUUUUUGUACGAAACAAAUGUGAAUAAUUUGAUAAAGAAUUUAAAAGAGGAACUAAUAAGUAUUUACAAUCUUAGAUGCAAAAUAUUGAAGCUGUUAGAUGCAUCAUUAGAAUUAGCAAAACAUGGUCCUUUGCGACCCGAAGAAUUUAGAGGCUUGUCCGAGUGUGAUUCCUAUAAUUCAAAUGAAGUAACUUGCCCAGAUGCAAACAAUUUUCGAACCGGAAUUCCCCCACCAAAAGAUGCUGCAAUUAACUUAAUAAAUUUGGUGGAUAAAAUGAAAAGACAAUUAGUAGAACAUGGACAAACAAAUGGAAUAUCUUUAACCAAUUUAAACAAAGAAUUAGAUUUGAUUGUUCAAAAUUUAAAAAUGUGCUAUCCUGUAAUUGAAACUCUCCCAAGUUACGAACCCACAAGAUUAAUUUUGGAAAAGGAAAACUAUUUUAAUGAUGAGCUCUUCCCUGAUGAUACGUCGAUGUGGUGGGCAGGGAAAGAGUUGGGAGAAAAUUUAUAUUUAAAAAAUAUAAUUGGAAAAAAUGAAAAAACUAAAAUUAUAGUAAAAUUGAAUCCUAAAAAAAUGGGACCUCCGGAAAGAGAACCAAGAAUAGAUAAUGAAACUUACAAAGCUAUGUUAGCAUAUUAUCAUAAAAAAAAAAAAGAGGAAAAAGAAUUUGAAGAAGAUGAUGAUGAUUCAUACUUAAAUUCUGAGUGGGCUAGUCCAUUAAGUUUGCAAAAACAACUACUUGGAAAUUUACAAGAUUUAAAAUGGAAACCUUAA